AUGGUAAAGAACGCACCGUUCAAGGUUGGACCUAAGGAAACUUGCGGUUGGGAUUUGCGUCGUCAAUUUGUCAUUGUGCAGAUUGUCAGCCCGCCACUGUGUACACCGCAUCAGGAAAGCCUGGCAGUUGUGACACUUGUCGACGAUCGGCAUUCCUCAGCCCCACUACGUCGGCACUGGGCAGCUGAGACCGAUGAACCACUACUUAAGCAUGCCAUCCAUGGCCCCUACUCGUUGGAGAGUAUAUGCUACGGAUUUAAUAUGACGAGUCAGGACGGCAAGCCGAGAAUCCUCAUCACAGGGGCUGCGGGGUUCCUCGGGUCCAACCUUGCAGAUUACCUCCUUGCGAAGGGCCAUGUAGUCAUUGCAAUGGAUAGUUUCCAAACGGGUUCUCCUCAGAACCUAGAGCACCUCAGGAGCCAUCCCGACUUUACACUUCUCAAUCAAGAUAUCCAAAUGCCCCUGGCGGAUGUGGGCCAGAUCGAUCAGAUUUACAACUUAGCAUGCCCAGCCAGUCCGAUUCAGUAUCAAAAAGACCCGGUCUCAACGCUAAGGACAUGCUUUCAGGGAACACAAAAUGUCCUCGAGCUAGCUAUAUCAAAAACGCCCGCAUGUUGCAUACUAGCACAUCAGGUAUAUGGUGAUCCCCUAGUGCACCCCCAGCCCGAAACGUACUGGGGAAAUGUCAACCCCUUUGGGAAGCGAUCUUGCUAUGAUGAAGGGAAGAGAGUAGCAGAAGCACUGUGCUAUGCUUACCAAGAACAACACGGCGCCGAUAUCCGUAUCGCUCGUAUUUUCAACACAUAUGGCCCACGGAUGAACGGCAGCGAUGGCCGGGUCGUGUCAAGCUUCAUCGUCGCUGCAUUGUCGGGUGAAGACAUGAAGAUCACCGGCGAUGGAUCUGCAACACGGUCUUUUCAAUAUGUCACGGACUGUACGGAAGGACUCUAUCGCCUAAUGAACAGUGGCUAUAGUGAUGGGCCUGUCAACAUCGGAAACGAUGGGGAGUUUACUAUCCAGCAGCUAGCCGAGAUGAUAGCUGGUCUCGUGGCCGAGAUGACCAACCAGCCUAAGGUCAACAUUACCUACCAUCCACUCCCUGCAGAUGAUCCUGCCGUUCGUCGACCACAGAUUUCGCUUGCCAAAGCUGUGUUGGACUGGUGCCCCACAAUCCCGCUGCAAGAAGGGCUGCGAAGAACGAUUGAGUGGCAUAUGAGUGAGCGAGCUGUGUCCUAA
This is a messenger RNA of Aspergillus nomiae NRRL 13137, 1236 nucleotides long. Its product is annotated as UDP-glucuronic acid decarboxylase family protein. Gene Ontology annotation, molecular function: NAD+ binding; UDP-glucuronate decarboxylase activity. Lineage: Eukaryota; Fungi; Ascomycota; Eurotiomycetes; Eurotiales; Aspergillaceae. Bases 1 to 1236 code for a protein of 411 amino acids. Gene Ontology annotation, cellular component: cytoplasm. The transcript is spliced from 5 exons. The record is from RefSeq and is a predicted model, not a curated record. Gene Ontology annotation, biological process: D-xylose metabolic process.